Molecule: messenger RNA, 4674 nt
Organism: Mesocricetus auratus (golden hamster)
Lineage: Eukaryota; Metazoa; Chordata; Mammalia; Rodentia; Cricetidae
Gene: Kif4a
Product: kinesin family member 4A
Exons: 31
Coding region: 328-4023 (1231 amino acids)
Biological process (GO): microtubule-based movement; mitotic spindle organization
Molecular function (GO): microtubule binding; microtubule motor activity; ATP binding
Source: RefSeq, a predicted model, not a curated record
CUCACACGCUUUCUCCUGUCACAGGCUGUCUGCACUCCGAUUGGCUGGCGCCUCUGGGAUCAAUUUGAAACUUGGCGGUUAAAGCUCCAGUUGGAACGGGGCGCCAGGGGAGAUCCUGGAAAGGACGUUUAGUUUGAUAGCCCAGCGUUGGGACUGACAGACCAUUAGGCGGUGGCCAAAUCUGAGCGUGAGCAGAGACUGGGAGGGAGGGCUGCACCACCGAGUUCCAAGGUCUUCUACCGCCUGGGGGCCUUUCCACUCCUGCCAGCCUGCGGAGCCCCCUCAGAGCCGGCUUCACUCCGUGCGGACGCCUGCUGAGCUGGUACCAUGAAAGAAGAGGUGAAGGGAAUUCCUGUAAGAGUGGCACUGCGUUGUCGCCCCCUGGUCUCUAAAGAGAUUAGUGAGGGCUGCCAGACGUGCCUUUCCUUUGUGCCCGGAGAGCCUCAGGUGGUAGUUGGUACGGAUAAAUCAUUUACCUACGAUUUUGUGUUUGACCCCUCUACUGAGCAGGAAGAGGUCUUUAAUACAGCAGUAGCUCCACUCAUAAAAGGCAUAUUUAAAGGAUACAAUGCGACUGUCCUGGCCUAUGGACAGACUGGAUCUGGAAAAACCUAUUCAAUGGGAGGUACAUAUACUGCAGAGCAAGAACAUGAAUCAACUAUUGGGGUCAUUCCCAGGGUAAUUCAACUACUCUUCAAAGAAAUUAAUGAAAAGAGUGACUUUGAAUUUACUCUCAAAGUGUCUUACUUGGAGAUAUACAAUGAAGAAAUUUUGGAUCUUCUCUGUCCAUCCCGUGACAAAGCUUCUCAAAUAAAUAUCCGGGAGGAUCCUAAGGAAGGCAUAAAGAUUGUGGGACUCACAGAGAAGACUGUGCUCGUUGCCUCAGACACUGUUUCCUGUCUAGAGCAGGGUAACAAUGCCAGGACUGUGGCCUCCACAGCUAUGAACUCCCAGUCAUCUCGAUCUCAUGCCAUCUUUACGAUCUCCAUAGAACAAAGGAAGAAAAAUGACAAAAACAGCAGUUUUCGUUCCAAGCUGCAUCUUGUAGACCUUGCUGGAUCAGAAAGACAGAAGAAAACCAAGGCUGAAGGGGAUCGUUUGAAAGAAGGUAUUAACAUUAACCGAGGACUUCUGUGCUUGGGAAAUGUAAUCAGUGCUCUUGGAGAUGACAAAAAGGGUAACUUUGUGCCAUACAGAGAUUCUAAACUAACUCGUCUGCUUCAAGAUUCUCUAGGAGGCAAUAGCCAUACUCUUAUGAUAGCCUGUGUGAGUCCUGCUGAUUCCAAUCUAGAGGAAACAUUAAAUACCCUUCGCUAUGCUGACAGAGCAAGAAAAAUCAAGAACAAACCUAUUAUUAAUAUUGAUCCGCAGGCAGCUGAACUUAAUCAUCUUAAGCAACAGGUCCAACAACUGCAGGUCUUGUUGCUACAAGCUCACGGAGGUACCUUGCCUGAAAAUAUAAAUGUGGAACCAUCAGAAAAUCUACAGUCCCUGAUGGAGAAGAAUCAGUCUCUGGUGGAAGAGAAUGAAAAAUUAAGUCGUGGUCUAAGUGAGGCAGCUGGUCAGACAGCCCAGAUGUUAGAGAGGAUCAUUUUGACGGAGCAAGCAAAUGAGAAAAUGAAUGCCAAGCUAGAAGAACUCAGGCAGCAUGCAGCUUGUAAAGUGGAUCUUCAAAAGCUAGUAGAGACACUGGAAGACCAGGAAUUAAAAGAAAACAUAGAGAUAAUUUGCAAUCUACAACAAGUGAUUACUCAGCUAUCUGUAAGCCAAGAUGAAGCUGUUGCUUGCAUGACUGCAACCAUUGAUUCUACAGUGGAAGCAGACGCUCAAGCAGAAACCAGUCCAGAUACCAGCAGGUCUUCUGAUGUUUUCAGUACUCAACAUGCUCUACGUCAAGCUCAGAUGUCCAAGGAGCUGAUUGAAUUGAAUAAAGCACUUGCAUUGAAAGAAGCCCUAGCUAAGAAGAUGACUCAGAAUGAUAGCCAACUACAGCCCAUUCAGUUCCACUACCAGGAUAACAUUAAAAAUCUAGAGUUGGAAGUCCUCAGUCUACAGAGGGAAAAGGAAGAAUUGGUUCUUGAACUUCAAACAACUAAGAAGGAUGUCAAUCAAGCCAAGCUGAGUGAGCGCCGUCGCAAACGUCUCCAAGAGCUGGAGGGUCAAAUAGCUGAUUUGAAAAAGAAACUACAAGAACAGUCCAAACUUCUGAAGCUGAAGGAAUCCACUGAGCAUACUGUCUCCAAGCUGAACCAGGAGAUACGGACAAUGAAACACCAGCGAGUCCAGUUAAUGCGUCAAAUGAAAGAGGAUGCUGAGAAGUUUAGACAGUGGAAACAGCAAAAAGACAAAGAAGUAAUCCAGUUAAAAGAACGGGAUCGUAAGAGGCAAUACGAGCUGCUCAAACUUGAAAGGAACUUCCAGAAACAGUCUAAUGUGCUCAGACGUAAAACUGAGGAGGCAGCAGCUGCCAACAAACGUCUUAAGGAUGCUCUCCAAAAGCAAAAGGAGGUUGCAGAUAAACGGAAAGAGACUCAAAGCCGUGGGAUGGAAGGCACUGCAGCUCGAGUGAAGAAUUGGCUUGGAAAUGAAAUUGAGGUUAUGGUCAGUACUGAGGAAGCCAAGCGGCAUCUGAAUGACCUUCUUGAAGACAGGAAGAUCCUAGCUCAGGAUGUGGCACAACUCAAAGAAAAAAGAGAAUCUGGAGAGAAUCCUCCUCCUAAACUCCGAAGGCGCACAUUCUCACGUGAUGAAAUGCGAGGUUCGGAUACAGAAGCAGAGGAUUACAUUGCAAAGCAGAUUGAAAGCCUAGAGACUGAACUGGAGCUCAGGAGUGCUCAGAUUGCAGACCUACAGCAAAAGCUCCUAGAUGCCGAAAGUGAAGACAGGCGGAAACAACGCUGGGAGAAUAUUGCCACAAUUCUGGAAGCUAAAUGUGCCAUAAAAUAUUUAAUUGGAGAGCUGGUCUCCUCCAAAAUACAGGUGAGCAAACUUGAAAGCAGCCUGAAGCAGAGUAAGGCCAGCUGUGUUGACAUGGAGAAGAUGCUGUUUGAAGAGCAAAAUCACCUUACUGAGAGAGAGAGAGAGUUAAAAGCUGAGCUGGUCAAAGUGAAGCAACAGGAGCAAGAAAAGGUGCUGUACCUUCUCAGUCAGCUGCAACAAUGCCAAAUGUCAGGGAAGCCGCCGAAGGAGACAGUUAGUGAAAAGGAACAGCAGCUGCUGAGCACUCUGAAAUGUCAGGAUGAAGAGCUUAAGAAGAUGCAAGAAAUGUGUGAGCAGAAUCAGCAGCUUCUCCAAGAAAACAAUGCCAUCAAGCAGAAACUGGCCCUCCUCCAAGUAGCCAGCACACAGAAAACCCAUCUUAUGAAAAAUAUCCUUCAGUCUCCAGAUUCUUCCUUUGAAUAUAUUCCACCUAAGCCCAAACCUUGCCGAAUUAAAGAAAAAGGCCCAGAGGAAAUCUUGGAUAUCGAGGAGCUACAGAACUGUUCAGAGCAUUCUGUGACUGAGCAGGAGAAUGAUGGCAGUGAUGAUUGUGCUGAUGAGGAGUGGGUACCACCAAAAUUAGUCAAGGUGUCCAAGAAGAACAACCAAGGGUGUUCCUGCAAAGGCUGGUGUGGCAACAAGCAAUGUGGGUGCAGAAAGCAAAGGUCAGACUGUAACGUGGCCUGCAGCUGUGACCCCGCAAAGUGUCGCAACAGACAGCAGAGCCAGGAUAACUCAGAUGCUAUUGAGCAAACCCAGGAUUCUGAAAACUCCUUCAAACUGGAAGAUCCCACAGAGAUGACCUCAGAACUAACCUUCUUCAACCCUGUCUGUGCAACUCCCAAUAGCAAGAUCCUAAAGAUGUCUGAUGAAGAUCAGGUGCUGCCGAGGAGGCCUACCUUAGUUCCUUCCUCUGACCACCCAGAACUGAAAUGUUCAGAAUCACAAGAAAUUAAGGCCAUGGGGAAGAAAAAGAAGCGAGCUCUAGCUAGCAACACCAGCUUCUUCUCUGGCUGUUCUCCUAUCCAAGAAGAGUCCCACUGAGGUUAUGUCAUCGUCUCUCUCUUCUGUCUGCCAUGGACACACUCUCAGGCUGCAGCUCAGAGGGGAAGGGCACUAAUGACUUGUGUAGUAAUAGGUCUUGCUAUUGAGAGAAGAAAAAACUGUCACUGAAAGGAAGAAGACCUUUGCUGAAUGUUGGCCUUUACUGUCUAAGCCCUCCAACCCCAAACAACUACUUUUCUUCUCCAGAAGGUGCUGAACCAUCUAUUGGAGAGAACCAGCAAACCUUCCUCGUGACUCAUAAGGCACCAGUCCCCAGCAUAGUCUAGCUCUUUCUUUGUGAGAAGUUGAUUGUCUCCUCAUGGAGCUGAAGCCAAGAUGUUCCUCUCUCAUGGUCAUAGCAACUUAAUGGGGGAGCCUCGUGCAGGAUUUAAACCUGGCCCAACUCCCUCACUGCAUCUCAGGAAUGGGACUGGGAGUUUUCCUGCUCCAAUCCAACUCUGGAUUUUAACAGAACCUUCAGCUGUCAUGUUACUGAAGUGAAUGAAACAUUUUUAAAUGUUAAGAAAAUAAAUAAACCUUAGCUGAUCUACUUUCUAAAGGAGAUCCUUCUUUGCUAGAGAAAGAAAUGAAAUCCCAACCUGUUUUCCUCAGGCCCCUGGGAAAACUAUUAAAGAGAUCCAUUACAAUUUC